Lolium rigidum is the source of this 807-nucleotide messenger RNA. RefSeq names its product elicitor-responsive protein 1-like. The record is from RefSeq and is a predicted model, not a curated record. Bases 124 to 591 code for a protein of 155 amino acids. The transcript has 5 exons. Lineage: Eukaryota; Viridiplantae; Streptophyta; Magnoliopsida; Poales; Poaceae.
UGAUUCAGAGCACGGCGGAGAGACCCGGACGAAAGAAAGUAAAAGAGAAAACAGAGCGGCCGGCCGGAAGAUAGAGGAAGAGAAGAUAUUGGUUGGGUUGUCGGCGAGAUCAAGAGACAGACGAUGGGGCGUGGUCUUCUGGAGGUGCAUCUCGUCGACGCCAAGGGCCUCGGCGGCACCGAUUUCCUAGGGAAGAUAGACCCGUAUGUGAUCGUGCAGUACCGGAGCCAGGAGCGCAAGACCAGCACCGCCCGAGAUGCGGGGAGGAACCCGAGCUGGAACGAGGUGCUCAAAUUCCAGAUCAGCUCCACGGCGGCCAACGUGCAGCACAAGCUCCUCCUCCGGAUCAUGGACCACGACAACUUCUCCAGCGACGACUUCCUUGGCCAAGCAACGAUCAAUGUAACUGAUGUGAUCAGCAUAGGGAUGGAGAAAGGCAACUCGGAGAUGAGCCCGGCCAAGUACAGCGUGGUCACCGCGGACAACUCGUACCGCGGCGCCAUCAAAGUUGGCAUCACCUUCACUGCCGCCACAGAGGUGGAAGAAGAUGGGGUUCAAGUUGGAGGCUGGAUGCACAGCUAUCGUGAUUAGAAGAAGAUGUGAUAUCCGAUCGCGCUACGUACAGUACAGUAGCAUUUUUAGUGUUGAAUGUUGCAAGCAGCUAAGCAUGCUGCUAGCUAUGAUCGAUGUGAUUCCAGGUGUAUGCACGUCGCAUUUGUAGCUGUUUAGAUGUAUAUAUAGCUGGAAGUCAGAGCAGCUUAGAGUCGCCAUGUCCGUUAAAUAUUGAUUAUGAUUCUUUUGAAACUA